CGCCAUCGUCAGCAGCGUGAGUUUUCCUAAAGUGGGAAAUUUUCAUCAAAAAUACGCAUAUUAUUGGAAUUUGCAAUCUUAAAAUUAAGUCUCUGUCAAUUUGUUAAUAAUCGAAGGUUCUUUAUCACCCUUUCUGUGAUUUGAGCAUAAAAUUUACUAUGGCGCGCAAAAGAGGUCGUGGGAAAAAGAACAAGACCCAAAUUAAAACCCUUCCCAAAAAUUCGAACCUGUCUCCGAUCACCCCAAUUUCUCUAUCGACCCGGGUUCACCCUGCCGUGAGUGAUCCAUAUCCUUUGAACAAGCUGUGUCGCCUGUGUCUGUUGUCGAAUACAAAUAUGGAACCGAUUUUUGCGUAUCCUGGCGAUAGAACACUGGCAAACAAGAUCUACCAGUGCACGAAUUUGGAGAUAAAAGAAAACACCGGUCACGGAAUUCCAACAACCAUUUGUGGCCAGUGUAAGCAACAAUUAGAACAGUGUCACGAAUUUCGGCUGGUUUGCUGGAAAAACAAUGAAGUUUUGCACAAUUUGCAUGCAUUACUGAGCCCACGGUCAAUUAUUCAACAGAACACACGAACCAAUCUUCAUGCAUAUUCACCGGCUACGCCCAAUCCUGUUGUGCAGGUGAAGAAACUUAAUCUCAACACUGAGCCUUCGCCGCGUUCUUACAGAUCACGUGGAAGCAUCUCAGGCAAAACAUUCAGCAUUCAUGAUUUACCACAAUUUGCCACCCCACGUUCCAACAAAAAAGCUAAAAAUGAACGUUAUCCUUUAUUUUCAAAAGAGCUGGUUGUCUGUUUGUCUCCUCUUUCAAAAGACGUCUUAAACAAACUUAAAAAAACGAAGCCUACGAAACUUGUUCAACAAAAGAAGUCUUCUAAACAAGUUCAACAGACGAAGCCUACAAAACCUGUUCAACAAACGAAGGCAGCGGUCAAAUCGUUCCCAAUACCCGUGAAACGUGGUAGACCAGCCGGAGCUAAGAGGGAAAAACCGAAGAUCAAGAAGGAGAAAGUGGUAAAGAAAACAGAAUUCAAGAAGAGAGUACAAGCAAAAGUUCUGAAGGUUAAGAAGCCCAAGGCAAAGGAAAUUGCGGUGCCACCGAAGAAAAGGAAAGAAAACUAUCCAGUAGCGGUGUCCCUGUCGGUAUCUUGCACGCUAUGUUCGCAGAAGUUCAACAGCGAGAAAGGACUACAACGCCAUAUUGCAAGCCAUAAUAAAAAUCGAAAAUUAAAUAACGUAUUCAAUUGUAACAUUUGUAAACGUGAAUAUCUGAAACCAACGCAGCUCACUGAUCACAUGGCUAGUCCUGAGCACAUUCAGAACACCACGAUCGCACCGGAUGAAGGUGAAGUAUCCAUUUUACCCGAUGAAGAAGAGGAUCCAGGCAUGUCUAUCCUGCCUGAUGAUGAGCCCGUAACCCAACCGAUUUUAAAUAGAGGGCUCGGAGCGGUAGAGCACGAUCAAAACCAGAGUGCUGAAUACCUCACCGUCACACCACCAGUAUAUCCCGAAACGGUAACACCUGAACCUCCCAACGUACCGGAAGAAUUAUAUGGUAAUCAUCCUUCGCCUGAUACAAAUGAAGUUUCACAACCGCCGGAGAGCGAACCAAUUCCAGAGGAAGAACCUAUUGAAGAAACAGCAAAUUCAGAAUCUGCUUCCGGGAACAUCCGAGAUCGAGAUGCCAGCCCGAUUCCGGUAGACAGUGAGUCUUCUCGGUCCCGCGAGGGUGGGGUGCAGUACAGUGACGUUUGCUCGACCAACAACGCCGAGACACUGGUAGUGGAAAACGGCAACGGUACCGAUGAUGGAAGUACAGUGCCGUCCGAGCCGUGCAAUAAUUCAUCUACACGCCGUGUCACUUUCUCUGACGUGGCGGAGAUAGUUGAAUAGCUAUCGCUGGACGAUGACUCGAGGGAAUUCAACACCGAAUCUCAAGGGCGAAGCGUAUGUUUUACUCAAUUUUAACUUUGAAAAACAGAACUUAUCACAAUGUCAGAGGAAUAUUGAUAGUGUAAGAAUGCAUUUAGAUUUAAAGAUUACUUUUCUUGAACAACAGAUAAUGAAAUACAUAUAACCUUAUAUCUUAUCGAACAGUU
Messenger RNA from Uranotaenia lowii, 2101 nucleotides. RefSeq lists its product as uncharacterized. NCBI's taxonomy places the organism in Eukaryota, Metazoa, Arthropoda, Insecta, Diptera, Culicidae. Gene Ontology annotation, molecular function: zinc ion binding. The coding region runs from base 159 to 1895 and encodes 578 amino acids. The transcript is spliced from 4 exons. Gene Ontology annotation, cellular component: nucleus. The record is from RefSeq and is a predicted model, not a curated record.